AUUCCUUGUGAUGGGGCACCCCAUUAACCUCUCGAGGGAUCGAUCGAAGAAAAGGAUCAACUCAAAGGAUGAAGAAGUUAUCCUUCUUCCUCAUUUCCACUCCGUUCCUCUUCUUCGCUGCAUCAGUCUCUGCAAUCGAGUCCCCAGAGUACACAGUAAUCCACUCUGAAUCGGACUUCGAGAUUAGGCUCUACAGAGAAUCGGCAUGGAUGUCAGCUCAAGCCGAUGACAUCUCCUUCGAGAAAGCAACAAAGAAUGGCUUCCAUCGAUUGUUUCAAUACAUUCAAGGAGCAAAUCUAAAUUGGUCAAGGAUAGCAAUGACUGCUCCAGUAUUAACAAGCGUUGUUCCAGAUGCAGGCCCUCUCCACUCUUCAGCCUAUUUUGUUCGUCUCUACCUUCCCGUUAAAUUCCAAGCCUCUCCUCCACUUCCCCUCCCCGAACUUAACCUCCAGCCUGUAAAAUGGGCAAGCCACUGUACUGCUGUGAGGAAAUUCUCAGGUUUUGCCAGGGACAGCAACAUUAUCAAAGAGGCUGAGAAGUUGGCUCUCAGUUUGAGUCGAUCUAGUUGGGCAAACUCCACUGACUUUCUAGACAAGAACGCGUAUUCGAUUGCCCAAUACAGUUCCCCGUUUCGUAUCAUUGGUCGAGUUAAUGAGGUGUGGGCUGAUGUUGAUGGAUCUCAAGUGCCAGGUUGUGAAAUAUAUGAAUCCAGAGCUGCUCAUUGAGGAGCGAUUUUGUUGCAUCUGUGUAUGUAUAUAUGUUAAGCUAUGAUGCUAGUGCUUUCGGUUUCUGAUGUUGCAAUAAGUGUUGUUAUAGAAUGAUACAGAUAUUACGGUAUAAAAGUUGAUGCAGUUAUCUUUUUAUUUUAUUCUAUUCUAUUUUCUGUGAGUGGAAGA
Messenger RNA from Asparagus officinalis (garden asparagus), 896 nucleotides. Its product is annotated as heme-binding protein 2-like. NCBI's taxonomy places the organism in Eukaryota, Viridiplantae, Streptophyta, Magnoliopsida, Asparagales, Asparagaceae. The coding region runs from base 69 to 725 and encodes 218 amino acids. The record is from RefSeq and is a predicted model, not a curated record. The transcript is spliced from 2 exons.